GGCGCUGGGCCACCGCGGGCUCCGCGUCAGCAGCUGCCCGGGAGCCAGGCCGGGUCGGCCGCGGGUUGGAGCAGCUCAGGUGCGGCCCCGCCCCGGCCCCCGGCGGCCCCGCCCCGGCCCAGGUGAGCGGCUCCGCCCCGGCCCAGAUCGUAAGAACAGUGUGUCCCAAAGAAGAACAUCUUUCAAGAAAUACAGUCCUUGGGGGUGAUAACAGAUCCACAAUGGAGAUUCCCCCGGCAUCCAAGCUCGGCGAGACCUUUGUGUUUGACGAUGGGUUGGAGAUGCAACAAGAACUUUUCCCGGAGGAGGACCUAGGGGACUCAUUUCUCCAGGAAAGAGGUUUAGAGCAAAUGGCUGUUAUCUAUAAGGAGAUCCCUCUUGGGGAGCCAAACGAGGAACAUGAUGAUUACGAGGGGAAUUUCAGUCUGUGCUCAAGCCCUGAUCAGCAUCAGAGCAUCCCCCAAGGAAACAAACCCCAGGACGAUGACAUAUUUGGCCAGACCUUCCUCCAGAAGUCAGACCUCAGUAUGUGUGAGUUCAUCCAUGGCGGAGAAGAACCCAGCAGACAGGACCAUGCGCUCGUGGGCAGGGAGGACUCGGGGCCCAAUGCACCUCUCAGAACUGCACAACCGCCGAAGCCCUACGCGUGCCGGGAAUGCGGGAAGGCCUUCAGCCAGAGCUCACACCUGCUCAGGCACCUGGUGAUCCACACCGGGGAGAAGCCCUACGAGUGCUGUGAGUGCGGGAAGGCCUUCAGCCAGAGCUCGCACCUCCUCAGACAUCAGAUAAUCCACACGGGGGAGAAGCCCUACGAGUGCCCGGACUGUGGGAAAGCCUUCCGCCAGAGCUCAGCCCUCACACAGCAUCGGAAAACCCACACUGGGAAGAGGCCCUACGAGUGCAGGGAAUGCGGGAAAGACUUCAGCCGGACCUCCAGCCUGAGAAAACACGAGAGAAUUCACACGGGGGAGAAACCUUACCAGUGUAAGGAGUGCGGGAAAUCCUUCAAGCAGAGCUCGGGCCUGAGCCAGCAUCGGAAAAUCCACACCCUCAAGAAACCUCACCAGUGCGAGCUCUGCGGGAAGGCCUUCUGCCACCGGUCCCACCUCAUCCGGCACCAGAGGAUUCACACUGGGAAGAAACCGUACGCCUGUGAGGAGUGCGGGAAGGCCUUCAGCCAGAGCUCCAACCUCAUCGAGCACCGCAAGACCCACACGGGCGAGAAGCCCUACAAGUGCCACAAGUGCGGGAAGGCCUUCAGCCAGAGCUCCUCCCUCAUCGAGCACCAGCGGAUCCACACCGGGGAGAAGCCGUACGAGUGCGGCCAGUGCGGGAAGGCCUUCUGCCACAGCUCCGCCCUCAUCCAGCACCAGAGGAUCCACACCGGGAAGAAGCCCUACGCCUGCAACGAGUGCGGCAAAGCCUUCCGGCACAGGUCGGCCCUCAUCGAGCACUAUAAGACCCACACCAGAGAGAAACCCUACGAGUGUAACAGAUGUGGCAAGUCCUUCAGGGGGAGUUCACACCUUAUCCGGCACCAGAAAAUCCAUGCAGGGGAGAAGCUCUAGAAGGAGGAGUUCACACCAAAGCUUGACAGCCUUUCCCCGGUGGAGUCGCUUUGUCUGCAGGGCUCUAUCCACCUGCCCGCCAACAGAGUUGACCCUGGGUGCUCCUGAGCACCCACACCAGCUGCAAGGGCCCCUCUUGGCCAGGCGCCCUGGGAUCAGCAGGUUUUCUGAGCACACAGAAGGGUAGGGGAGGGGGAUAGAAAGGCUGCCAGAACGGCUGAGCACCCGAAAAGAGAGGGGGCCUUCGAUUUUCUCAUUCUCCCCAUUUGACUACCAAGCCUGUGAGGUUCAGUUCUGCCCUCUAUUCCAGAAUCCAGAGGAGAAAUGACUGUAAGAGGGAGAAAUUUGAGUAGAAACCCAUGAGAAUGUCAGGUGAGAACUGUAACAACCGUUCUCACCGUUCACAUUAGCUAAAGAAAAAUGAAUCCAGAAAGUAGAUACCUCAGCCACCAAAUGGAAUCUUCUGCCUGGUUUGGGUCGUCCUUGCAGGGACAACCCAAACAGGUUCCAGAACAAAGGGAGUGUCUGGAAGGAUUAGGUUUGGGAUGGGGAGUGGGGGUGCGAGUCCCUGGUGUGGUCUCUGAAUCCUGUUCCGUGUUAGAGUGAGGGCGGUUUCUUUCAGGGAGAGGAGAGGUUCGGUCCUGCAGGCCAGAGCCCAGCUCUGACUCAGCCCAGGCCCAAGGCUUCAGUGCCUCCGGGAGUAGCCCCCCCACGACCCAGGGCUCCUAACACCGCAGCGUGCCUUGGCCAUCAGCAGGGCCCCUUACUGGUCCGGCAGCUAUGCAGCCUCCACCGCCAGUGCAGGGGCAGGCGGGGUGAUUCCAUCAGAGAUCUGGGUUCAGGUCUCAGGUCCAUCCCUCCUACCUAUGUGUCCACGAGGAAGCCCCAAGGCUCAGUUUUCCUGCCCGUGAAAUGGAGAUAGUGGGAUCUGGCCCCGUACCUCUAAGGACGGGUGCAAGGCUCCCAUUCAGAAUGAUAGCACACGUGAAAGUGCUCUGACAACUGGAGAUUGAGUAUGGAUACCCAGGGUGACCUCUGAGUGUCCCCUCCCCCCGGCCCCUCCUGGAAACACUGUCCCCGAAACCUGGAGAGGCAUCCCCAUCUGCUUCCUGACACGGCAGAGCCUGCAGCAGGCCCUCAUUAAACCAGGCCCUCCCACACGCCUCAGGCUCGUACCCUGGGCCGGGGGUGCCCUGUGUUUAUCUCACACAUGUUUCCUGGAAGCCAUCCUGAGCCUGCCUGUGGUGGUCAUCCAUGUCCCAUAUUUCUCUUGGUUCUCUCCCCCUCCCUACCCCCUCACCCCAGCCAACUGGUGUUCAUCUGGGACCAAUUCAGUGGGCAUCCCCAGAGGUGGGGCUCAGCGGUGUGUUUUUGAAGCUGCCAGGUGGUUAUGAUGUCCCAGCAUGCAUCUGGGCUGAGACAUAGUUAAUCAUGCAACCCUACAUCUCUCACAUGUCAGGCCUGCUUGCCCUGGCUGAGCAGAGCCUGAAGAUGGCCCAGGAACCACACACUGACAGGGCUGGCUAGCUGGUCACUGUUUGUCCCAGGCCCCCGGGCCUUCGUGUGCCCAUGAGGAUCCAGUGCUGGCACUCCCCCCAGGUUUCUCAGCUAGUGUGGGCGGAGGCAGUCUGGAAUCCCACGAACCUACCUAUCGUGGUAAAGCUGGUUAUUUCAGCCAAUCAGAAGCUCAGCUCGGCGGAUAUGUGUAGUUUUGAUGAGUAAAAUGGGUGAGCCUCCCUGGCUAGUUUUCUCAGUGGUUAGGGAGUCUGCCCUCAGACCAAAGAGUCACAGGUUCGAUUCUGGUCAAGGGCACAUAUCUCAGUUGUAGGCUCAAUCCCUGGCCCCCCAAUCUGUGUAUGUGGGAGGCAACCAAUC
Pipistrellus kuhlii (Kuhl's pipistrelle) is the source of this 3443-nucleotide messenger RNA. It is a transcript of the gene ZNF70, whose product is annotated as zinc finger protein 70. The record is from RefSeq and is a predicted model, not a curated record. Bases 222 to 1568 code for a protein of 448 amino acids. Lineage: Eukaryota; Metazoa; Chordata; Mammalia; Chiroptera; Vespertilionidae. Gene Ontology annotation, biological process: regulation of transcription by RNA polymerase II. The transcript is spliced from 2 exons. Gene Ontology annotation, molecular function: RNA polymerase II cis-regulatory region sequence-specific DNA binding; DNA-binding transcription factor activity.